This is a messenger RNA of Marmota monax (woodchuck), 569 nucleotides long. Its product is annotated as intermembrane lipid transfer protein VPS13A-like. Gene Ontology annotation, biological process: protein retention in Golgi apparatus; autophagy; protein targeting to vacuole. The transcript is spliced from 4 exons. Gene Ontology annotation, cellular component: extrinsic component of membrane. The coding region runs from base 147 to 569 and encodes 140 amino acids. The record is from RefSeq and is a predicted model, not a curated record. NCBI's taxonomy places the organism in Eukaryota, Metazoa, Chordata, Mammalia, Rodentia, Sciuridae.
AUUACUGGCUUACCAGAUAAUUCAAAAAAAAACCUCGCCUCCUGUCUUCAUUGGAUGGUACAUCACUCUUCCAGAUUAUAUUUGAGAUAAAUCCAUUAGAUGAAACUGUUUCUCAGAGGUGUAUCAUAGAAGCUGAACCAUUGGAAAUGAUAUAUGAUGCAAGGACAGUGAAUAGUAUAAUAGAAUUCUUCAGGCCUCCAAAAGAGGUACGUCUAGCACAGCUCACUUCAGCAACUUUAACAAAACUUGAAGAAUUUCGUGAAAAGACAGCAACAGGUAUUUUGUAUAUUAUUGAAACACAGAAAGUUCUUGACCUCAGAAUUAACUUGAAGGCUUCAUAUAUUAUUGUACCACAAGAUGGAAUUUUUACUCCUACAUCUAAUCUACUACUUUUGGAUCUUGGUCAUCUAAAGGUGGCAAGUAAAAUUCGUUCGGAAUUACCAGAUGUGAAACAAGGUGGGACCAACCUUGAAGAAAUUAUGCAAAGAGCUUAUGAUUCCUUUGAUAUUAACCUUACAAGCAUACAACUACUUUAUAGUAGAGUAGGUAAGUAUAAAAUGCAUUAUUGA